AUGACGUCUCCCUUCCUCGCCGCCUCAGGCCCCGACGACUACGCGUUCGUCCGCUGCGCCUCCGGCUGCGACUCCUGGGCCCCCCACCACGCCCGCCUCGACGGCGACUCUUAUCGCCUCUGCUCCUCCUGCGUCCUCCUCUCCAACCCCGAGGCCUACUGCUCCGCCUGCCUCCUCCUCCUCUUUCCCGGCGCCUACGCCGCCUCCUCCCGUGAAGCCCACAUCGACUUCUCGCCAGGCCCCACAGCCGCCUGCUCCAACUGCGGCGUCUUCGUCGCUCACCUCUCCUGCAUCGCGGACCCCUACUCCUUCAUCUGCCCGCCGUGCGCCGCCGCCGUCGGCAACAUGCCCUUCUCGUACGAUCACGCGGGAGUGGGGCGGCGCGCGCUGGAGGGGCGCUCCGCGCGCGUCCUCCUCACCGCGGCGCUGCUUUCGCACGAGUCCGCCUUGCACGACGCCGCCGCGGCCCGCGAGAAGGCGGAGCGUAGCCUACAGGAGGCCGCGGCCGCCCGGAGGCAAGCGCGCGCCAUGCUAGACGCCGCGUUUCGCGUCGCAGAGGCGGAGGCCUACAGGGACGCCAAGGAGCAGGCCACGCCGUCCGCGCCCGCAGUCGUGCAGCUUAAGAAGAAGACGCCUGAUACCAACGGGCACAAGAGGAAGACCCCCAAGAGCAACGAUGCCAACAGGGAGAGGGACAAGCUGCUCAAGUUCAACGACAUGCAGCAGCCGGCGCUGGCAUUUGCAGCGGCGGCUGCGGCCGCAGCCAGCUCAAUGCCAUCGCCGAUGCCAUCAUCAAGACUGAACCAGAGUCAAGUGAAACAGGAGGCCAUGCCAUUGCCGAUGCCGUCAUCGACAUUGGCCCGCGGAGGUUCAGCAGACAGAGCGGCGAAAGAUGAUUACAGGGCACUCUUCGGCACCUUGCAAUAG
This is a messenger RNA of Triticum turgidum subsp. durum (durum wheat), 927 nucleotides long. Lineage: Eukaryota; Viridiplantae; Streptophyta; Magnoliopsida; Poales; Poaceae. The record is from the annotation of a GenBank genome assembly.